GAAAUCGUUCUAGCGACAGACGUGAAGUACAGGUGGGUAGCUAGAUUGCUAACAAGCUAAUGCUAAUUCUGUAGAUGUCUUACCUAACAUAGGCAGAAUCAUGAGUCUCAGAAAGCAGACCCCCAGUGACUUUCUGAAGCAGAUCAUUGGCAGACCAGUGGUGGUCAAGCUCAACUCUGGAGUGGAUUACAGAGGUGUCCUAGCCUGUCUGGAUGGCUAUAUGAACAUUGCAGUGGAGCAGACAGAGGAGUAUGUCAAUGGCCAGCUGAAGAACAAGUAUGGCGAUGCCUUCCUGAGAGGAAACAAUGUGUUAUACAUCAGCACCCAGAAGAGGAAGAUGUGAUGCAGAGGAUUUGUCCGUUUUUGUUUGUUUUUGAAAUCCCUGACGUUGUUCCAGUUGAUUGUUUUAUGACAUUGUUUUGUUUUGUUUUUUGUUUAAUGUCUCUCAGCUGAAGUGUGUUUUUAGU
Molecule: messenger RNA, 467 nt
Organism: Coregonus clupeaformis (lake whitefish)
Lineage: Eukaryota; Metazoa; Chordata; Actinopteri; Salmoniformes; Salmonidae
Gene: lsm6
Product: LSM6 homolog, U6 small nuclear RNA and mRNA degradation associated
Exons: 4
Coding region: 101-343 (80 amino acids)
Biological process (GO): maturation of SSU-rRNA; mRNA splicing, via spliceosome
Cellular component (GO): sno(s)RNA-containing ribonucleoprotein complex; U6 snRNP; U4/U6 x U5 tri-snRNP complex
Molecular function (GO): RNA binding
Source: RefSeq, a predicted model, not a curated record